AUACCCUUGUUUUCUUUUCUGGCUUCUCCUUCCUCUAGCCUUUUUUUUAUCUAUUUUUUCUUUUACUUCCAGGCGAACCCAAGAGCCUGAGUUCACGAGGAACCCAGCUCGCAAUGCAAUGCAUCAUGGAGGAGCCACCUUAUCUUCAUCCUCCUCUGUUCUUCUCAAAAACCCAUCAGCUCACUUGGGCAAUAUUCUCUUCAUCGCCUCGCUUACCAAAACCUUAUCAGAGUCCGAGACUCGGAACCUUGAUCCCAACUCCACCCCCAUCUAAGAAUGGCGAUGGGGUUGUCAGCAGAGUCAACGAGAGCGACCCGGGUGGACUCCCCGAUGUUAUGCUUCUGCGAAUCAUCGAUUGCCAAGACGAUCGGCACCCACAUGUUAACGACGGACCCGUCAUCCAGCCGGAGCGAGUUAAAAUGAAGAGUUUGGAGGAACUCGGAUUCUCUCAUGAAUCCGCCGAGCGAGCUUGCCCAGCCCUUGCUCAGUACGUGCACCCAUUGCAGGUCGUUCUUCGUCAACCUGAUUCUAGGAAGCGACACCGCCUCCCGUUUCGAAUCCUCCACAAGGAGCUCCACCAGCUUGCCGCCAUCCGAUUCGAUCAAACCUGCCCCGACCCUGACUCGGACCCCGACCCCUUUUUGUCUGGCAUUGGGCCUAAAACUAAGAGAAACCGGCAAUUUAGGGGUGGAGACGAAAUGGGUAGUAAGGGAACCGUUCAAGGAGGGAGAAAGGAGAGGUGUUUUGGCAAAAAGGGCAAGCAUUGGCGCAAUUAAAGAGAGAGAACCAACGUGUUUUGCUUCUUCUUCUUCUUCUUUUCCUCGGAGGACGAUGGGGAAGGGAAAGGGGAAGAUGUAAGAUUAUUAUUGGAGUGGAGUGAGUAGGGGAAGAAAAGGGGGUUCAGGAAAAUGAGCUUGUUUUGUUGAGUUUUGAUAAAUAUGGACAACAUCA
Molecule: messenger RNA, 951 nt
Organism: Rubroshorea leprosula
Lineage: Eukaryota; Viridiplantae; Streptophyta; Magnoliopsida; Malvales; Dipterocarpaceae
Source: the annotation of a GenBank genome assembly